This is a messenger RNA of Nicotiana tabacum (common tobacco), 731 nucleotides long. RefSeq names its product V-type proton ATPase subunit F. Gene Ontology annotation, molecular function: proton-transporting ATPase activity, rotational mechanism. Gene Ontology annotation, cellular component: membrane; proton-transporting V-type ATPase, V1 domain. Gene Ontology annotation, biological process: proton transmembrane transport. The record is from RefSeq and is a predicted model, not a curated record. NCBI's taxonomy places the organism in Eukaryota, Viridiplantae, Streptophyta, Magnoliopsida, Solanales, Solanaceae.
GAACUAUUAGGCUUACAAGUUAUACCCAUUCUAAAAGUUUCAACUUCCAAUCAUUUAAAUAAACAUCUGACAGUAUUACUCGAUCUGUCUCUCGCCAUUGUAUUCCUCUAUUAAGCCUGAAUAAAACUUGAAGAAAUCUUGUUGUAGUGUUAGAUGACUAACCGAACUCCAAUUAAAACCAGCAACUCUGCACUUAUUGCUAUGAUUGCUGAUGAGGAUACAAUUACUGGAUUUUUACUGGCUGGAGUUGGCAAUGUUGAUUUGAGGAGGAAAACAAAUUAUCUCAUUGUGGAUUCAAAAGCAACGGUGAAGCAGAUUGAAGAUGCUUUUAAGGAAUUCACCACAAGAGAAGAUAUUGCAAUCGUGUUAAUCAGCCAAUAUGUUGCCAACAUGAUAAGAUUUUUGGUUGAUAGCUACAACAAACCAAUUCCAGCCAUUCUGGAGAUUCCAUCAAAGGACCAUCCCUAUGAUCCUGCCCAUGACUCUGUUCUUUCACGAGUGAAGUAUCUCUUCUCUACUGAAUCAGUGGCAUCUGGAAGGCGUUGAUGACGGAAGACGACUUUGCUUUUGGGGUUAUUUGUGAAAGUUAUUGCCAACUUUCGUACAAGUUUGGUGGACUUGGCCCGGAAGAUUAUCCUAAACAGACAUGUGGCAUUAAUUAGUUAUUUGUGACUUAGACUAGUUAAGAAUUUUACUCUAUCCAGUUUAUAACAUUUAAUUAUUUUGUCCAA